GCCGCAGCAGUGACGACUGUGGCGGAGAAGGCCCGGAGGGGCUCUGCGUUCUGAGUGGCGCUGCUUGGGCCGGUGGCUGCGAGGGCUGCUGGGGUCGCGAUUGAAGAGAGCUGCGAGUGUGUUCGGCGUAUCCCCCGUCGGGAUCCCAGCCACGAUGAGUGCCGCCCGGGAGUCUCACCCGCACGGGGUGAAGCGUUCCGCCUCCCCCGACGACGAUCUUGGAUCUAGCAAUUGGGAGGCAGCAGACUUGGGCAAUGAAGAGAGAAAACAAAAGUUCUUGAGACUAAUGGGUGCAGGAAAGAAAGAACACACUGGUCGUCUUGUUAUAGGAGAUCACAAGUCAACAUCUCACUUCCGAACAGGGGAAGAAGACAAGAAAAUUAAUGAAGAACUGGAGUCUCAGUAUCAGCAGAGCAUGGACAGUAAAUUAUCAGGACGAUACCGGCGGCACUGUGGACUCGGCUUCAGUGAGGUAGAAGAUCAUGAUGGAGAAGGUGACGUGGCUGGAGAUGACGAUGAUGACGACUCACCUGAUGCUGAGAGUCCAGAUGACUCGGACAGUGAUUCUGAGUCUGAGAAGGAGGAGUCUGCAGAGGAGCUCCAUGCUGCUGAGCAUCCUGAUGAUACAGAAGAUCCGAAGAGCAAAAAAGACGCAAAGAGCAAUUAUAAGAUGAUGUUUGUCAAGUCCAGCGGCUCAUAACUAUCAAACACUUAGUCUUGGUAUUAAAAGUAAGCCUUAUUGUUAUAAUGCACAGCGGAGGACUGCUUAUAGAGCACAGACCUUUGUAUUAUAAUUUUUAAAAAGGCCCUUUUAAAUAACUACAAAGAGUGUUUGCUUUCAAAUGCCAUGGGUUACACCUUCCAGGCAUGACUAGAACCAUUUUUGUAAAGAGUCAGAGUUGUAUAAAAUGAGAAAUAAAUACUGUACUCCGCUUCCUUUCAUAUUAGCAUCGUCAGCCCUCUCACUACCUUUGCCCCUGUAAACGCUUAGUGGGG
Acomys russatus (golden spiny mouse) is the source of this 996-nucleotide messenger RNA. It is a transcript of the gene C7H11orf58, whose product is annotated as chromosome 7 C11orf58 homolog. Bases 155 to 700 code for a protein of 181 amino acids. The transcript is spliced from 5 exons. NCBI's taxonomy places the organism in Eukaryota, Metazoa, Chordata, Mammalia, Rodentia, Muridae. The record is from RefSeq and is a predicted model, not a curated record.